CUGCUGGAGUUUCACCGGAGCGGAAUCGGAGAGACGAGGGUGAGCACGACGGAUCCGUACAUAGUACUCGAGAGCUCGAUCUACAGAUUUCUUGUGAGGGCUUUCGAAAUCGAGGUGAUGAAGACGCCGAGGAUGAAGAAGGCGGCGGCGGCGGCGCUGUUAAAGAACUGCUACGAGAAGGGCGAUCUGCCGAUGUCGCUGAGCGGGCUCUCGGUGCCGGAGAUCGCUCUGGUUUUCGAGAACGCAGAUGUGAAGUGGGAUAUCUACGGGGUCAAUUAG
Molecule: messenger RNA, 279 nt
Organism: Linum tenue
Lineage: Eukaryota; Viridiplantae; Streptophyta; Magnoliopsida; Malpighiales; Linaceae
Source: the annotation of a GenBank genome assembly